UCUGACCAGCGAACGGAAUCAACAAGCUUAUUAUUAGAGCGCAAGAAACGCCGCAAGUCCAGCGCUUGGCUUGCAUAACACUGCUAUACACUGGAUGUGCAGCUUACGAAUGUGCAUGCUAGGCUAAAAAAUAAAAUUUCGUCAAAAUGGUUCUUGUUGUGGAAUUUGCUGUAGGAUGCGUAUCACUGACAGCUGGAAUGUAACGGGGGUUCUUAUGAGCUGGCUAACCUAGCUAGCUGCCUAUAGAAAUCCGCCAGCGUGAGAAUAACAUGCAUUCGGGCAAACGGCAGAUGCGCGCUUAGAUGUUUAUUGAAGUAUGCUAGGAUGUUUAAAAAUGUGUUCGGAUCAGGAUUUCUGGUGAGGACAGCUCAUGUCAUCUUGACAUGGAUCAUAACGUUGAUUCUCUUCCUUCACGACACCGACCUCCGCAAACAAGAGGAGACUGGGGAGCUCACACUGCCAGUUCUGUUUGUCCUGCUGGUCCUGGUGUCUGUGUUGCUGUACUUUGCAGUUUCACUCAUGGAUCCUGGUUUUGUACUGUCUGAUGACUGUGAUUUGCAGUUCACACUUGGCAUCACAGAGGAGACACAGGACAUGAUUCCUCAGGCCACUAAAUCCUUACGACUGCGGCGCUGUGGACACUGCCUGGUACAGCAACCCAUGAGAUCUAAACACUGCCAGACCUGCCAGCACUGCGUGCGGCGUUAUGAUCAUCACUGCCCCUGGAUAGAGAACUGCAUUGGGGAGAGAAACCAUCGCUGGUUUGUGCUUUAUCUGGCUGUCCAGCUUGUGGUCUUAUUGUGGGGAUUGUACAUGGCCUGGUCAGGCUUUAGUCAUGCCCCCACCUGGCAGCUAUGGUUAAGGACCAAUGGUGUGCUUCUGGGAGCCGCAGCGGUAGUGGCCGUGCUGUCUUUGACCGUGCUUCUCCUCUUGGGGUCUCACCUGUACCUGGUAUCUCUAAAUACCACCACGUGGGAGUUCAUGUCUCGUCAUAGAAUCUCUUACCUCAAGAAUUGUGGCACAGACGAGAACCCUUUUGACCGCGGGACCCUGCGCAACCUGUGGGGCUUCUUCUGCGUGUGGAAACCUGUGGUUUGGGAGCAUGUGUAUUUCAAGCAAGGCAAUGAACCCAUUUAAUUCACAAUUCUACCUGGAAGUCAUAGCUACAGUAACAGGUAACUUGUUCAGUGGUUCGGUGGAAACUGAAUUUGCCGUACUCCUUCCUUUAAGUUCCAUUUUGAAAGUGAUAUAUUCUUCAAGUGCAUGAACUUUGUAGUUGCAGUGUGUGAUCAGUUUUUUUGUUAGGUACGUUGGAAUGAUGAGCGUUUUUAUAACCAGUGUUUUUAUGUGGAUACUUUGCCCUGAUACAGUAGUACUUUGAAAGUUUGUCUGUGCUGAUUUUGCACAUUUUAAUAGCAAAAGAAGAACAAAAAGCACAAGAUCACAGCAGCGUUUUAGAGCUGUAAUGUGGUUUAUUAUUAAUGCAAUACGGUGAGAUGACUUCAGCCAGUCGUUUUACAGAAUUUUCUGCUCCAUCUGAUUAUAUUUUAUUUACAAAGUUUUUCUCACUCAUUAAUGUUAGAAUAAAGCUGUUGGACAAACUGAAUAUCAAUAUAUAGUUUGUUAGCAUACCUCUUUUAUGAUGCCUAACAUGACAUGAGCAGAUGGUAUCAUAAUUGUUACCGUAAUUCAGCAAUGAUUGCGCAAACAUUUCAUGUUAAAGCUGCAAUCUGUAACUUUUGAAACAUAAAAUUGUACCAUGGCAAAAUCACACCCAAAAGCUCAAAUUAGAAAUCAUUAUUAUGUGCUUACUUUUGGGAAUUGGGUUAAGGCAGAGCCAUUGAGAGAGAGAGUUGCGUCAACUCCAUUGACUCCAAUGGAACAAUUUUUUCACAGCAAUGGCGGUUCAUGGAGGCUCUCAAUAGUUCCCGGAAGUUACUAGUAACGCAUGGCGCUGCGGCUAAACAGACCGAUUGUGACGAAAUUGAACCCAUUUAAAGACGCAAGUCAUUUAAUGAAUAAAAAAAUGUAUGAAAUUUAAAGAGAAAACGUAACAACACUGAUUUUAGUAUUUGAUUAAUAACAGAUUUGUGUUUAUUUUGAAUAAAAAAACAUUACAGAUUGCAGCUUUAAUGUACUAGAAAUGCCUCUGGUGGUAUACUGUAUACAUAUUUUUACAGAACUUUCUAUUAUGCUAGAUGCCCCCUUUGAAGAUUUUAGACAGGGUAAUGCGAAGUUGUUUAUAUAGCACUUUAUAUAUUAGUGAACUUUCAAUGUGCUAGUAAUGUUAUUUUAUACAAAAGUAUCUAUUGUACAAAUUUGCACAAAAAAUUAUUGUAUAAAAACUAUUGUAGUAUCUCACUUGUACAAAGGACAUCAUCAUCUCAAUUUCACUCACUGAACAGAUGACACUACACCCAGAGAAAUCAACACAUUAAACAAAUAUGGAACAUAAUCAGUGCAGUAAUGUUCAACAUUACAUUUUUAUAAACAGGGUCUUUCCUAUUACACAUGAGCCUCUUUAAGACGCAAGUGCAUUUGAAUUAACAUUCCUACGACUGUUAGAUUCCAGUUUGUAUUGCCAGUGCAUAAAGCUGUUUUGUUGGUUCAGUACAAUACAGUCCAUUCUUUUUGUUAAAAUGUCCUCAUUGCAAUAUAUGAACACGAAAAGCAAUAAUUAUUUUUUGCUUUGUAGUUUUCUCAAUGUCUUUGAAUCGCUUCCAUAAAUUUUGCACUUCAGUGUUGUACGUAUCAGCAUUAUUGCUGAAAUUUUAUGGAUGAUUUGCGCCGUUUUUAUCAAUAUUGUUAUGCAAUAUUUUUUGAAGAUGUAAUAUUUUGUAACUUCAGUACUCAAUAAACUGAACAAAUGUGG
Molecule: messenger RNA, 2872 nt
Organism: Triplophysa rosa
Lineage: Eukaryota; Metazoa; Chordata; Actinopteri; Cypriniformes; Nemacheilidae
Gene: zdhhc12b
Product: zinc finger DHHC-type palmitoyltransferase 12b
Exons: 5
Coding region: 325-1137 (270 amino acids)
Biological process (GO): peptidyl-L-cysteine S-palmitoylation; protein targeting to membrane
Cellular component (GO): Golgi apparatus; endoplasmic reticulum
Molecular function (GO): protein-cysteine S-palmitoyltransferase activity
Source: RefSeq, a predicted model, not a curated record